Molecule: messenger RNA, 2625 nt
Organism: Nothobranchius furzeri (turquoise killifish)
Lineage: Eukaryota; Metazoa; Chordata; Actinopteri; Cyprinodontiformes; Nothobranchiidae
Gene: fam20a
Product: FAM20A golgi associated secretory pathway pseudokinase
Biological process (GO): enamel mineralization
Cellular component (GO): Golgi apparatus
Molecular function (GO): protein serine/threonine kinase activator activity
Source: RefSeq, a predicted model, not a curated record
ACAGACACGCUCCUCCUCAGAGCAGCAGGUCCCUGGCUGGAAGCAGCCGAGCUGUCAGUGACUGCCGCUGACACAUGCUCUCUCUCAGCUCAGCUCAGAGUCACUGCUGGGGCAAACGGAGGAAGAGGAGGAGGAGGAGGAGCUGACUAAAGAAACUGAGAGACAAACCAGUGUUGGUGUGAAUCUGUUAUCUGUUUCUGGAGGAGCACAUAGUCUGGACUGUCAUUGUCCUUUUUUAACUGUAGUUAUUCUUCUAUUGGGUCACCUUUGCUUCAACGAUGAGGAGAGACCGGUUCGUACUCGCUGCAACCCUCACAGUCAUCUUCUCAGCUGAUUUCUUCUUCAUCCUUCUGCCAAAGCUGCAGAACUUGAGACAAACAGCUGGAAAUGGUUGCCCAUGUGAGCCCAACAACAUCAGCAAUCACAGCUUCCCAAUCCUGGAGGGUUUGGCUACACCACAGCUCUCCAACUGGACACUUCCAUACAGGACCACUCCAUCUGAUCAGACGGAUAGAGGCUCAAAGCUGGAGAGGCUCUUUGCCCAUCCGCUCUACAACAUUCAGACUCCAGCUCUGAGGACAGAGGAGAGGCUGCUUGAGGUGGAGCAGUUGCUAGAGUACUACAGGAGGAAGGUUUCUCACUGGGAAAGACAUAAGAAACUAUAUAAUGAGGCAGCGGCUUUGGCCAACCUCUCUGGGCUGGAACAGGAAAUGACCUACGACCCGGAUGCCAGCUGGCUGAAGUUCCACUUGGGAAUAAACCGCUACGCUCUGUAUUCCCAGGAUGAUUCCUCCAUCCUCCAGCUCCUCAAAGACAUGCAGAACAUGAAAGUAGUGAAUGCAGAUUACACCCAGGACGAGAAAGCUUUGAAAGGAGAAUGUGAUUGCACUCAAGUGGUAAAACCCAGCGGGCAUCAUCUGAAGUUGGCUCUGAAAAUGCACAACUUUGGCAAAGCAAUGUUUAAACCAAUGAGGCAGCAGAGGGAGGAGGAGACACCAGAGGAUGUCUUCUACUUUGUUGACUUCCAGAGACACAACGCAGAAAUUGCUGCCUUUCACCUGGACAGGAUCUUGGACUUUCGAAGGGUUCCACCUGUGUCCGGCAGGCUGGUGAACGUCACCGGAGACAUUCUCCAAGCAACCCACAAUGAAGACCUUCGAGCAGUGUUCUUCACCUCACCAGCGAACAACACGUGUUUCUUUGCUAAGUGCCUCUACGUGUGUAAAACGGAGUACGCUGUGUGUGGGAGCCCGGAUCUGCUGGAGGGCUCGCUGUCAGCAUACCUGCCGGGCCUCAGCAUCGCUCCACGCCUCUCCAUCCCCAACCCUUGGACUCGCUCGUACACCUUUACAGAACGCCAGGAGUGGGAAGUGAAUCCUUUCUACUGUGACUCAAUAAAGCAAACUCAUCCAUAUAGCUCUGGCAACAGGCUGCUCAACAUCAUAGACAUGUCCAUUUUUGACUUCCUAACAGGUAACAUGGACAGACAUCAUUAUGAGAUUUUUACUAAAUUUGGAGAAGAAGGGUUUCUUCUUCACUUGGACAACGCCAGAGGGUUUGGGAAGUCCUCUCAUGAUGAGAUGUCCAUCCUAGCUCCACUAUCCCAGUGCUGCAUAGUGAAGCGCUCCACGCUGCUCAGACUGCAGCUCCUGUCCCAGUCAGAGUUCAGGCUCAGUGAUGUGAUGAGGGAGUCCCUAGACGGAGACCCUUUGAGGCCAGUUCUGACUGAACCCCACCUCUUGGCUCUGGACCGCAGGUUAAAGAAGGUCCUCCGAGUGGUCCAGCACUGCAUCCGGAGGCUGGGCAAGGAGGAGGUGAUCACUUCAGACUUUAUCAAACCCACAGUAGGACCUCAGACUACUAUGGUGAUGACACAGGAGAGGUAGCAGAAGAUCAAGCCAUCGUCCGUAGACACCAAAGCUGCUUGUAGAGACUUCAGGAUGAAAUCUGAAUCAAGGAUCAGAGCUCUUUAUCUGAGGAACUUGACGGAGAAACAAACACAAAUAUCAAUCUAUAAAUCUAGUAAUAAAGAAAUACAGGUGAUGCAAACACGAUGUCCAUAUUAGGACUUCCUAAUGUCUCAGAGACAUUAAGGUUUUAGACACGUUAGAAGCAGGAAACAGAAACUAACUUCAGCAUUCAAAUUUACUUUUUCUCCUGGUGCCAGAGGAUCUUUAGUUGAGCCGUGACCUUUCAUUUAAAGUCUAAAUUUGAUUUCCCGAGACCUAAGAAUGUCCUAAAUUCUUCUUUUUCAAUUUUCAAGAAACUCCUGAAGACCUUGCUCUUCAGAGAGCAUCUUCUAAACCAGCACCCUCCCUGCACCCCCCCCCCCCCCCUACUGUCCACUCCUUUGUUCCCUCCUCUUCAUUAUUGAUGUCAAGUUGUUGUUAUUGUUGUUGUUAGCCUCAAGGGCAACAUGCCGAUUAUCACUUGUAAGUCGCUUUGGACCAAAGCGUCUGCUAAAUACAUAAAUACAUAAAUUGGACUUAAGCUACUAUAAACCCCACCCAAACCCAGCAGCAGGGUCAGAGGUCGUGCACUGGAACUGUUGUUUAUCAGAAAUGUCCUGGUUGUGAUUGUGAAAAUAUUUUUUUUUAUCUAAAAUAAAGCUAUUUUCUAUCACGA